Malaclemys terrapin pileata is the source of this 978-nucleotide messenger RNA. RefSeq names its product olfactory receptor 52L1-like. Gene Ontology annotation, molecular function: olfactory receptor activity; G protein-coupled receptor activity. The transcript has a single exon. Gene Ontology annotation, cellular component: membrane. Bases 21 to 965 code for a protein of 314 amino acids. Gene Ontology annotation, biological process: G protein-coupled receptor signaling pathway. NCBI's taxonomy places the organism in Eukaryota, Metazoa, Chordata, Testudines, Emydidae. The record is from RefSeq and is a predicted model, not a curated record.
GAUGUGGCCCUCAGCAGAUCAUGUCACCCAUGAACAACAGCAGCCUCAGACCUCCCACGUUCCUCCUGGUCGGCAUACCGGGGCUUGAAUCCACACAGCACUUGGUUGGGAUCCCUCUGUGCUCCAUGUAUAUCGUGGCCUUGCUGGGGAACGGCAUUGUUCUGAUUGUUAUAAGGACGGACCCCAGCCUGCAUGAACCCAUGUACUUCUUCCUGGCCAUGCUGACCAUCACCGACCUGGUCCUGUCCACGUCCACCCUGCCCAAAAUGCUGAGUGUCUUCUGGCUCGGAGACAGGGAGAUUGAGUUCCACGCCUGCCUCACCCAGAUGUUCUUCGUCCAUGCUUCCUCGCUGGUGGAGUCGGGCAUCCUGGUGGCCAUGGCGUUAGACCGCUACGUGGCCAUCUGCAACCCCCUCCGGCAUGCAGCCAUCUUGAAAACCAGUAUGGUGGCCAAGAUAGCGCUGCUGGUCUUGGUCAGAGGCCUCGUUGUGAUAGCCCCCUUGCCCUUGCUCCUCGGGAAGCUGCCAUUCUGCCAGGCCUACAUCAUCCACCACUCCUACUGCGAGCACAUGGCCGUGGUGAAGCUGGCCUGUGCAGACACCACGGUCAAUGCAGCAUAUGGCCUGGUUGUGGCCCUGCUGGUGGGGGGGCUGGAUGGCAUGUCCAUUGCUCUGUCCUACGUGAUGAUCCUCCGGGCUGUCUUCGUCCUCCCCUCCAGCCAGGCCCAGCUCAAGGCUCUCAGCACCUGCACAUCCCAUGUCUGCAUCAUCCUCGUGUUCUACGUCCCUGGGCUCUUCUCCUUCCUGGCGCACCGGUUUGGCCAGAGCGUCCCCCUCCCCGUCCACAUCCUGCUGGUCAACCUCUACCUCCUGAUGCCGCCCAUGCUGAACCCCAUCGUGUACGGGGUGAAAACCAAGCAGAUCCGCAGUCGGGUGACCAGGGUCUUCCACGUGAGGGGCCCCUGAGCGCCGGAGGGCA